Molecule: messenger RNA, 2088 nt
Organism: Planococcus citri (citrus mealybug)
Lineage: Eukaryota; Metazoa; Arthropoda; Insecta; Hemiptera; Pseudococcidae
Gene: sav
Product: salvador
Exons: 4
Coding region: 1053-1592 (179 amino acids)
Biological process (GO): positive regulation of apoptotic process; negative regulation of cell population proliferation; hippo signaling
Cellular component (GO): cytosol
Molecular function (GO): molecular adaptor activity
Source: RefSeq, a predicted model, not a curated record
CACUAGUUUUUUUUUCCGGUGCAAAAACUCGGAAGUCAUCGGGUACAGUCGGAAAUACUUCGUUCGACUUGUUCUAUUUCUCUAGUGUGAUAACUGAUAUGAUAACUCUGUAACUCUGUUCUGCUUUAUAAAGGUGAAAAUAUAAAAUACCAUUAUGAACUACGUAAUAUGAUUACUUGAUUACUUAUUCAGCAUGCAUUUUCCAUAAUAUUAAUCGUUAUAUAGAUCAUUUAUCAUCAUUUCAAGGUGGUUUUUUAAUAAAGUUAAGCCUGAUAGUGUUGAUACAUAUCAUUCAUCAACUGAACAUACUCCACAAAACAUAUGUACGCAAAUUUGGAAUAUAUGAGUUGAAAAACAAUUGUCAAAAGCUCGGAAAUACGUAAUAAUCUACCUAAUUCAACUUGUUUACUGUUUUUUCAUAUUUUCUUUCUAUGUUCGCGGUGAUUUUGUCAAUAAUCUUCGCCUCUGUACGUAGUGACCGUGGUUUUUCAAUCAACAUCAACUAUCAAUGUCGGGGAAGAUUAUCUGACGAAUUGACGAUCAAAUGAUAAAUACAAGUUGAACGAAGUACCGCCGACAAUACCCGACGGCUUCCGAGUUUUUGCACCGGAAAAAAAAACUAGUGCACUUUAACGUCUAGUGAUUUCGACUCGAAUUUUAAUCAAUGAGUUGAAAAACAACAUUCUGUCUCCAUACAGUCUAUAAAAAAAUCUCCAAAAGGAAAAUAAAGAGAAAAUUAAUUUGAUGAAUGAAUUAAUUACUGAAUUACUCAAUUUGGUGAAGAUUAACGCUAAAAAGUGCAGUAAUUUGUAGUAUUUUACAGUUUUUAAACCGUAACAAUAUAGUGGUUUAAGUGUUCUCAAUCGUAAUCAUCGAAUGCUGUGUCUUAUAUAAACUAACAGUGAUUCAAAUCUUGAUAUCGACGGUACGCGUUUUGUUACUAUAUUUGAGAACACAAAACCGAGAUUGAAAGUUCUAGAAAAAGUUUACUCAACUUUGCAAUCAAUUUUGAUCUCACAGAAGAAGACGAGCUGUGAAUUGAGUUAGGCAAAAUGCAUUACCAAAGAGAAUACGAAUAUCCUCUGUACAAGCGAACUAAUCCGGAAGAAAUGCAAAUUGUACCGAAAGGCGUGUUCGGUAACAAACAGAAUUACAUAUGUCCUCAAAAAAUAUUACGCAGUCCUAUAGAAUACCAUCAGGCUGCUCCUAUCGAGUACAACCAGCCCAUGUACACACAUCACUUGAAUAUCAGAACACCGUAUCCGAAUCAACAAUUUUCCAGUCAAAAUAACAUCUGCGCCGGAAGCAGUAACGCGUUGUCUUAUUCCAGAACUAGUACAGAUGAUUUUCCAUUAUGGUUGAAAAUUUAUUCGAGAGCAUCGAUCGAAUGCGAUCAUAAAUUACAUUGGGAUAUGUUUAAUGUUAGGGAUUUAUAUUUUUUCGAUAAUGUAUUAGUGAAAUUGUACGAAUUAGAUCUCGAGGAAAUCAUUUUGUGGUACAAGUGUUACAAAAACGCUUUGCUUCGCGAAAUGGAUAAGCGACUGUUGAAAGCGAAUCAGCAAAGACAAAUGAUUUUAUUUUACAAUUCAUAAUCUUCUGGUUCCUCACUUGAAAAUUUUCCCCCGCGAAUGCUCUAUUGUUUUUUCAAACUUUUAAAAAUAUAAAUUGGGCUUUUCAACUUUAUGCGGAUUACAUAGCUUCAAGCGGAUUUGCCUGCCAGUGAGAUAAGAGCGAAUUUGAAAUAAAACAGAAUUUGGCAGUUUUGAAACGUUAAUUCGGUUUAUUGAUGAAUUUUAAUAUGUACUUGAAAUUCAUCGAUAAACAAAGCAAACAUUUUAAAAACUGUCAAAUUCUGUUUAUUUUCAAAUUUGCUCGUAUCUCGCUGGCAGGCAAAUUCGCUGGAAGCUAUGCAAUUCGCAUGAAGUUAAAAAGCUCAAUUCUACCAAUUUAAUGAGCUUAAGUGAUUUUUGCUUUCACUUGAUUUUUUUAUUAUUUAAUGUUUAUAAUUAUUGUAUAAUUUUUUGCAUUAUUUGUACGGUGCAUCAGUGAGAUAAUGUAUAUUGUUUAAUAAAAUUUAUUUUCUACAUA